GGAGCGGUCUGGGGCACCGGUUUCAAAGUCGCAGGGCGGGCCGAGUGAACGUCCGCUGCCAGCCCCGGCCGUCCUGGAGUCGCCACCUACUCCGCAAGGGACGCCGCCACCCGGCUUCCUCCGCGCUCUCCUGGGUGGCCCAACGUGACCCCGAGUGACCCACGGGACGCCUGUAGCCAGCGGUGUCCCAGUCCCACCCGACUGAGAUUCGUGUGAAUGUGGAACAGAAUUCACUUGGCGGGUCCCCAGCAAACCUGAAGUCUCUCUCCUGAGCGAGGGACUCGGCUGGGACUUGGGAGGAGGAGGCGCGGCGGCGUGAGUCGGAUGCUAAUUACACAGCUUGACAACCUCCAGAACGGUGUCUUAGUUUUGUUUUCCCGCACUGCGAGCUCUGUGUGUUUUUGAGGAAACUAAAGGUGGUGAAAAAAAUCCAAACCCAAUUUUUAUCGAAAUGGCCACAGAAAUCGACUUUCUGAGAGAUCAAAAUCAAAGACUAAAUGAAGUUCUUAGGCGAUAUCAAAUGGAAAAUUUUUCCAAAUAUUCAUCAGUACAGAAAGCUGUCUUCAAAGGAGAUGGAGAUGACACACUAGGAAACUCAGUAGUUGACCAAAGCUUUUUAGCGCCUCUUAUUACUGAGUAUGAUAAGCAUCUGGAAGAGCUGACUGAGCAGCUGAAAUAUUAUCAGAAACAAAUGGGUGAGAUGAAACUACAACUUGAAAAUGUCAUCAAGGAAAAUGAAAGGUUGCACAGGGAAUUAAAAGAUGGUGUUGAAAAACAACUGGAGGCCCUUCCCUUUGGUACAGAGAUGGGAAAUGGUAUAUAUACAGAUGAUGAAACAGUCAGGAAUCUUCAAGAACAGUUACAACUAGCCAAUCAAGAAAAAAAUCAGGCUGUAGAACUCUGGCAGACUGUAUCUCAGGAAUUGGACAGACUGCAGAAACUUUACCAGGAAUAUAUAACCGAGGCCCAGAUUCAUGUAGUUGAAAGUCAAAAACAAAAGGAUCAGCUAACCAGUUUUCAACAACUGACUAAGCAACUUCAUGUUGCUAAUGAAAACAUAGAAAUGACUAACCAACAUUUUCUGAAAACAGUAACUGAGCAAAAUGUGGAAAUGGAGCAACUCCGAAAACAACUUAGGAAAGCCAAGUUAGAUCUGAGAGUUGCAGUAGCAAAAGUGGAAGAGUUAACUAAAGUGACUGAAGAUCUUCAUGAACAGAUGCAAAAGAAGGAAGAGGAUAUGAUGUCUGCCCAAGGAAGAGAGGAAGCAUCAGAUAGGCGUUUACAACAGUUACAAUCUAGUAUAAAACAAUUAGAAACAAGAUUAUGUGCGGCCAUCCAAGAAGCCACUCAAUUAAGAGCAGAAAACACACAUUUGGAAAAACAGACUAGAGAAUUGAAAGCAAAGUACAAUGAAUUAGAAGAUGAAAAAUGUGAAGCUAUUCUAAGAGCCAGGAACAGCAUGCUACUCCUAGAAGAAGCUAACCUGCAAAAAAGUCAGGCUCUGCUUGAAGAGAAGCAAAAAGAAGAAAAUAUAGAGAAGAUGAAAGAAACAUUUUCUCGGUUUGUGGAAAAUGCUGCCAAACUACGCAGGAAGGAAGUUGAAAACGCAAGAAAACAAGGUAAUGUACAGGUUUCUCAACUAACAGAAGAACUUUCGGCCCUUCGUAUGGAGUGUGCCGAAAAACAAAGCCAAAUUGAACGAGCCAUUAAGGAGAAAAAAGCAGUGGAAGAAGAACUAGAAAAGAUUUGCCGUGAAGGCAGAGAGAAUGAAAGCAAUUACAGAAAACUGGAAGCAAUGCACCAAAGAUGCCUGGUUGCAGAGAGAGCAAAAGAUGAUCUUCAGCUAAGACUUAAGACAGCAGAAAAUAAAAUAAAACAACUUGAAAUAAAUUCCUCAGAAGAAAUAUCACGUUGCCAAGAAAUGAUUCAGAAACUUCAAAAUGUAUUGGAGUCUGAGAGAGAGAACUGUGGAUUUGUCAGUGAACAAAGGCUAAAACUUCAGCAAGAAAAUGAACAGUUACAGAAAGAGACUGAGGAUCUGAGGAAGAUGGCUCUCGAGGCUCAAAAAAAAGCAAAAUUAAAGAUCAGUACAAUGGAACAUGAAUUUUCAAUAAAGGAACAUGGGUUUGAAGUUCAGUUGAGAGAAAUGGAAGACAGUAAUCGGAGUUCCACCAUGGAACUGAGGCACCUCUUAGCGACUCAACAGAAGGCAGCCAAUAGGUGGAAAGAAGAAACAAAGAAGCUUACGGAAAGUGCAGAAAUGAGAGUCAGUAUUCUAAAGAGUGAGCUGAGUCGACAGAAACUUCAUACUCAAGAGCUGCUUUCUCAGCUGGAAAUAGCAAAUGAAAAGGUAGCUGAGAGUGAAAAGUUAAUUCUAGAGCAUCAAGAAAAAGCCAACAGACUUCAGAGGCGGUUAAGUCAGGCGGAGCAGAGAGCCGCCUCAGCUUCCCAGCAGCUCAGUGUGAUUACAGUGCAGAGAAGAAAAGCAACCUCCAUGAUGAAUCUGGAAAAUAUUUAAAACUAUUCGUCAUUCCCUCACAGAACUUUGGCGUUGGGACAGCUGUUGGACUGGCAGUGCACAGAAACGGUCCGACCCGCAGAGAGUGGUCGAUCGGACUUGUGUCAUCUGCAUAAGCAUUUUCCAUUCUGUUUUGAGGGUUAUUGGAAAACAGAACGGUGACAGCUUCCUGUAAGUAAAGAAAACAUAAUCCUAUAUUGAGCUUCAGUGGAGAAUAAAGCCAGCUGAGAAGAACUCAUUUCCUUCAUCAACAUGUCUAGUUUUUAAUUCCCCCUUUCUUCUGUGGAAGAAGAUAAUAAUUUUCAAACUAUGAUAAUCAUGAGAAAGAGAUUUUAAGAAAAAUGCUAGAAUUUUAAUAUGUCAGGUUCCCAGAUUUGAGAAAUUUACAUCUGAUUAGUACUCCUAACAUAUUUUUCAGGGUUCCAAGUGUCCGUUUUAUUAUGAACUCAUAAAUGUAAUAAAUUAUGCACUUUCUAAA
Rhinolophus ferrumequinum (greater horseshoe bat) is the source of this 2996-nucleotide messenger RNA. It is a transcript of the gene SCLT1, whose product is annotated as sodium channel and clathrin linker 1. The coding region runs from base 452 to 2518 and encodes 688 amino acids. Lineage: Eukaryota; Metazoa; Chordata; Mammalia; Chiroptera; Rhinolophidae. The transcript is spliced from 21 exons. Gene Ontology annotation, biological process: clustering of voltage-gated sodium channels; cilium assembly. Gene Ontology annotation, cellular component: centriole. The record is from RefSeq and is a predicted model, not a curated record.